UGAUCUGCCUGCUGUUCGCGCUUCGGCGCUUGUGCUAGCACUGCUGGACGGAAGAGAAAGAGAGUGGAGAGAGAGGCCAGAGGUGGACGAAAGGAGAUGUGCUUUGAGAUUCGUUUUUCCAGGUGUUAUCAUCGCGAGAGGGUCUCACGACGCAGAACGUGCGACCUGGGUCGCAUAAGAUUUUUUUUUCUGGCGGGGCAUGGCAACGCACAAUCAAGCCCAUCACUCACUCCGCACCGCAGCUCCAACUGACCAUUCACGGAUUGGAGUAGCAGCGACGGUCCGACGUGGUUAGCGCAAAGCGGGGCAUGGCCGCAUGGAUGGGUCAGCUGCUUUGCGGCCAUUGCUAUGCUGGCACGACCUCCUCGGGUGGAACGUGCGCCGCGCGCGCGAGCAGAGCGCGCACGCACGCACGCCACCGUCUGGCGACGAUGGGCGCACGCGGCCGCGGCACAUAGGUUCGCGCGCGCUGUGGACAACCGGGCUUCACUUCCCCGCAGUCUCCUCCAUGUCCAUGCCCGAGCACGAGCACGGUUACUCCCCCGCAGUCUCCUCCCCGUCCUCCGCCUCGGCGCCCUCAUCCUCGUCCCUCCUCCCGGACUUCCCCGGCGGUGGCAGCUGGUUCGCGUCCACGGCCUCCCCGCCGACGGGAUCGCUCGCCUGCGACUCCGUCGCGCCGUCCACACCCGUGGGCGCCGCGACGAACAAGAGGCGGGUGGGCCUGGGGCCCAACGCAGCGGUCGCCGGGCGGGUCGGGAAGCGUCGGGCGAGGCCGUCGAAGCGCGCGCCGACCACGUACAUCAGCACCGACGCCGUCAACUUCCGACUCAUGGUGCAGCACGUCACGGGCGCCCAGGCCGAGCCCACGGCAGACGGCGCACUCCUGCCCGCGUCGUUCGACGCGUCCUCCGCCUCGGCGCUGCUGGGCGGCCUCCCUUUCGACGGCGCGUUCGGGGACGCGCUGCGGCUGCCGUCGGACGUCGACGCGGAGGCGCUCCAUCGCCACCACCACCAGCAGCAGCACGCGUGCUACCCGACGCUGGACUCGUGGAGCGUCAUGUGCGAGAGCAGUCAGCUAUAACUUCGCCUAGACGACAGAAGAACACCAACACAAACUCAACAUCACACCAUUAUCUCAGACAAGACUAGCUAGGACUAAAGUAAGCAUUGCACGACGAAUCAGGGACUGUCUGGAUGGUUACCAAAGGUGCACCUUGCCAAUAUUUUGGUCAUGACUAAAACAUUGGCCUUUGUUUGGAUGAAGGGCUUCCUUACCAACUCUGGUAAUUUUUUCUAGUCAAAGUUGUCCAAUCCAUCGGCAAGCAAAACCUCAACCAAAAUUUGACAAUUGGGCAGUCCUAGGCACAAAACAAAGAGACCUUAGGGCACGGAUAAUGCCAAAAACAGAUCCAUGCACUCUCCAAACCUCUCUGGCAACAGGACAGAGGAAAAAGAACAAUGUUGUAGAGAUUCAAUUCGAUCACAAAAGGAGGAAGAGAGAUUUUCAAUUUUUCAUACCAUUUUUUUCUCUUCACGUCACCCCUCUAGUUAUGUCGAUGGGUGAUCUCGAUAUCAGUGAUCA
Molecule: messenger RNA, 1582 nt
Organism: Triticum aestivum (bread wheat)
Lineage: Eukaryota; Viridiplantae; Streptophyta; Magnoliopsida; Poales; Poaceae
Exons: 1
Coding region: 317-1081 (254 amino acids)
Biological process (GO): response to osmotic stress
Cellular component (GO): nucleus
Molecular function (GO): calmodulin binding
Source: RefSeq, a predicted model, not a curated record